Venustampulla echinocandica is the source of this 1377-nucleotide messenger RNA. RefSeq lists its product as uncharacterized. Lineage: Eukaryota; Fungi; Ascomycota; Leotiomycetes; Helotiales; Pleuroascaceae. The transcript is spliced from 4 exons. The record is from RefSeq and is a predicted model, not a curated record. Bases 1 to 1377 code for a protein of 458 amino acids.
AUGUGCAGCUUGUCGGAAAGCCAAAGCAAGAUGCGACUCGGAACUCCCAAAUUGAAGAGUGCGACCUCAGCCCAACAACCUGCAUUUGCUCCGCCUGAUGAGCCAAGCUCUGAUGGUACAUUGCUUGUUGAUAUCCCGGAACCGGGCAGUCAAAACGAUAUCCCUUGGAAUGCCCAUGCGGACAACGGCAAUGACGCUCAGAUCAGCUUAGAUAUAGAUGCUCCCAGUCUUUGGCUUGCUCCUGUGCCCGACCUGACGCCUCAGAACGACCUCGCUCUCUGGGAACCGGAUGCUGGAUUUGUGGAAGACUUGGAAGUUUCUGACAUAGGUGCUAAUAUUUCGUCCAAUGGCUAUUCAAUCAAUGGAUCCCCGAUCAACUGGUUCAUCCCUGGCCCAACACCAAGCUUAACCCUCGACGCGACAUUCUCAACUCCCGCAGACUGUAUGUUCCAUACCCCCUACCUAGUCCUUCGACCUAUGGACCGUGAUCUGUCCCCUACCUCGCCCAGAAGUCCAUUCAUUCACGCACAUCUCUCAGCGGGCUCACAUAUCGGCCGCGCCUUCCUUUUGCAGAACUUCAAAUCGUACGCCACGGCCCUUGCAACGAAGAACCUGCCGCCCUUCAUCCACGGCACGUCGCUUCCAUCCCCAGACCCGAGCUCGGGUCAAACUCCGACUUGCGCAACCCCACCUCCCCUACCGACACUAGAGAUUUGCAAAUCGAUCGUCUCACUCUACACUACUAAGACACCUGCAACAAGCUCUUUCGUCUGGCGUACUAUAACCAUGGAAAAGGACCGCUUUAUGAACGAAUACGUGAACGGAGAUGAGUGGACUGUGCUGUCUAUGCUUCAGGCAGUCACGUUGUAUAUCCUUCUCAGGAUCUUUGACGAGGACUCAUUCUCCGCUGAAUUCGACCGCGAGCUCACUAGAGCGAUGACGGAAAUUGCCAUCCAAGCUGAACAGUGCAGAUUAGUCUGCAGUGCUGAGAUCGAAGGCCGCCGUCCGGAAUGGAAAGAGUGGGUGUUGGUGGAGUCGAAACGAAGGACCGUGACGGUACUCUUCAUACUGCACCUUCUGUUCGACAUCAAACCUGAACAACGGGCCAAAUCUAAAGUCGGGCUCUCCGUUCUACCGCUUCCUGCCCAUAAGCAUCUUUGGGAGGCGGCGACGGAAGUGAGCAUUAUCCCACAUCUCCCUAAACCAAGCCUUAUCCGCUCCUUCCUCCUCCUCCUCCUCUUCCUCACCCCCACCCGCAUUCUUCUUCCUCGCCAUCUUAGCGAGCAACUCGUCAAGCGUGCCAACCUUGACCACCUUCCCUUAUCCAUGCUGGGUCUGCAGGAUCUCCCCAACAAUAAGAUAAAGCCUCGUAUGUAG